AUGGGUCCUACCAUCAAGCUGAGCAGCGGCCACGAGAUGCCCCAGGUGGGCUUUGGUCUGUGGAAGGUGGACAAUGCUACAUGCGCCGACACGGUUUACCACGCCAUCAAGACCGGAUACAGGUUGUUGGACGGUGCCUGCGACUACGGCAACGAAAAGGAAUGUGGCGAGGGCGUCGCGCGCGCCAUCAAGGAAGGGAUCGUGAAGCGCGAGGACCUCUUCAUCACAUCCAAGCUCUGGCCCGUCUUCGAGGACGGCGACAAAGUCGAGCCAGCCUGCCGGCGCUCGCUCGCCGACUGGGGGCUCGAGUACUUCGACCUGUACCUGAUCCACUUCCCCGGCGCCCUCAAGUACGUCGACCCAUCCGUGCGCUACCCCCCCGGUUGGCACUACGACGGCAGCUCGCAGCUGGUCCGGUCUAACACGCCGAUGCACGUCACCUGGGCAUCGAUGGAGUCGCUCGUCGGCAAGGGGCUCGCCAAGUCGAUCGGGAUAUCCAACUUCCAGGCGCAGCUGAUCUACGACAUGCUGCGGUACGCGACGAUCCCGCCGGCCGCGCUGCAGAUCGAGCACCACCCCUUCCUCGUGCAGAAGGAGCUCAUCAGCCUGUGCAAGGCGGAGGGGAUCGCGGUGACGGCGUACUCGUCGUUCGGGCCCGCGUCCUUCCUCGAGUUCGGCUUCAAGCACGCGCAGGCCUUGGCCCCGCUCAUGAAGGACGAGCUGAUCGCCGGGCUCGCCGCCAAGUACGGCAAGCAGCCGUCGCAGAUCCUGCUCCGCUGGGCCACGCAGCGCGGGCUCGCUGUCAUCCCCAAGACCAGCCGCGUCGAGGUCAUGGCGCAGAAUCUCGACUGCACCGGCUUCGACCUCGAGCAGGCUGACCUCGAUGCCAUCACCGCCAAGGAUGCGGGCAUUCGCUUCAACCAACCCUCAAACUACUUCCCCACGGAUAAGAUGUGGAUCUUUGGCUAA
Hypoxylon fragiforme is the source of this 969-nucleotide messenger RNA. RefSeq names its product Aldo/keto reductase. Gene Ontology annotation, molecular function: aldose reductase (NADPH) activity. The transcript has 3 exons. Bases 1 to 969 code for a protein of 322 amino acids. Lineage: Eukaryota; Fungi; Ascomycota; Sordariomycetes; Xylariales; Hypoxylaceae. The record is from RefSeq and is a predicted model, not a curated record. Gene Ontology annotation, cellular component: cytosol.